UACCUGACCAGCACUACGGUCAGUCUCUAACGGUCAGUCUCUCCGUGGUGCUGAGAAGUCACCGGAGCCGUCUCUCUGCUUUUUGCAGGGCCAGCCUCUCACCUGUGCUUCGCGGGAGUGUCUGAGGCCACAAGGCAUGCCCCAGAGGCAGGGCUGACCGCACAGGCUUCUCUCUCAGGACGCUGCUGGGCAGGGCCGGCGGGGGCAAGAUGUGGCUCGGACUCCUGCUGACUCUUCUGCUCUGUCCAAGCCUCGAGGGGCAGGAAAACUCUUUCACCAUCAACAGCAUCCACAUGGAGAUCCUGCCGAAGAAUGAGGUGCAAAACGGGGAGAACCUGACCCUGCAGUGCAUUGUGGAUGUCAGCACCACCUCCCUCUUCAAGCCUCAGUACCAGAUGCUGUUCUAUAAGAACGAUGCGCUCUUUUACAAUAUCUCCACCGUGAAGAGCACAGAGAGUUUCCCUAUUCCCCAAGCCCGAGUCUAUAACUCAGGGACAUACAAAUGCACUGUGAUUCUGAACAACAAGGAGAAGACAUCAGCAGAGUACCAGGUGUUUGUGAGAGGAGUGCCAAAUCCCAGAGUCACCCUGGAUAAGAAGGAGGCCAUCGAAGGCGGAGUGGUGAAGGUCAACUGCUCUGUCCCUGAGGAAAGGCCCCCCAUCCAUUUCAUCAUUGAAAAAUUCAAGCUAGAGGUAAAAGAUGUCAAGCAAAAGAGAGAAAAAACUUCUUUGACCCAGAAUUCUGUGAUGAUGGAAUUCCCAGUGGAAGAACAGGACCACAUCAUAUCUUUCCACUGUCAAGUUAUCAUCGUUUCCGGCACCCAAGUGGAGUCCUCGCAGUCCGUCAAGAGUGAUAUGGUCACCGUGACUGAAUCUUUCACUACUCCCAAGUUCCACAUCCGCCCGCAGGGCCUGAUCACGGAGGGAGACGAGCUCCAGAUCAGGUGUACCAUCCAGGUCACACACCUGCCUCAGGUGUUUCCGGAGAUCAUAAUCCAGAAGGACAAGGUGAUCGUGGCCCACAGCAAGGAAGGCAACCAAGCCGUCUACUCCGUGAUGGCCAUGGUGGAGCACAGUGGCCAUUACAAGUGCAAGGUCGAAACCAGCCGCAUCUCCAAGGUCAGCAGCAUCGUGGUCAACAUAACAGAGCUAUUUUCCAAGCCCAAGCUGGAAUUUACCUCCACAAGGCUGGACCAGGGUGAAAUCUUGAGUCUGUGGUGCUCUGUGCCAGGACAACCUCCAGCCAACUUCUCCAUCCAGAAGGGAGACAUGAUUGUGUCCCAGACUCAAAAUUUCACCAAGAUAGCCUCAGUGUGGGACAGUGGGACAUACACCUGUCUGGCAGGCGUGGGCAAGGUGGUCAAGAAGAGCAACAGUGUCAACAUCACUGUGUGUGAAAUGCUCUCCAGGCCCAGGAUAUUUCAUAAUGCCCGGUCUGAGGUGAUUAAAGGACAAACCAUAGAAGUCAGUUGUCAAUCCACAAAUGGAAGCUCACCUAUUUCCUACAGCCUUCUGAAAGCAAGUAACGUCUUGGACAGGCGAGACGAGAACUCCAACAGCCCCGCAGUGUUCCAAGACAAACCAACACAAGACACCGAGUACCAGUGCCUGGCAGAUAACUGCCACUCCCACGACAGGAUAGCCAGCAGCGUCCUCCAGGUCAAGGUGAUCGCCCCCGUGGAUGAAGUCAAGCUUUCCUUCCUGCUUGACAAUGUGGUGGAGUCUGGGAAAACCAUUGCCCUUCAGUGCGCCGUGAACGAAGCAUCUGGCCCAAUCACCUACAAGUUUUACAGAGAUAAGGAGGACAGGCCAUUCUUCGAAACCUCCUUGAAUGACACCCAGGCCAUUUGGCACAGAACAGAGGCUAGCAAGGAGCAUGAGGGACAGUACUACUGCACAGCCCUCAACCGAGCCAACCCGCCCAAGAGCAACACCCCCCAGAGCAAUAUCCUGACUGUCAAAGUCUUUUUUGCCCCCUGGAAGAAAGCACUCAUCGCCGUGUUUGUCACUGGAGUGAUCAUCGCCGCCUUGAUCCUCGGGGCCAGAUGCUAUGUCCUGAAGAAAGGCAGAGCCAAGCAGAUGCCAGUGGAGAUGUCCAGGCCGGCAGCACCACUUCUGAGCUCCAAUAGCGAGAAGAUGUCGGAUGCCACCAUCGAAGCCAGCAGGCAUUAUGGUUACAAUGAAGAUGUUGCAAACCAUGCAAAGAAACCAAUAAAUGAGAAUAAAGAGCCUCUGACCUUGGACGUGGAGUACACAGAGGUGGAAGUGACCUCUCCAGAGCCCCACCGAGGUCUGGAGACGAAGGGCACGGAGACCGUGUACAGCGAGAUCCGGAAAGCUGACCCCGAUUUCAUGGAGAACAGAUACUCCAGAACGGAAGGCUCCCUGGAUGGAACUUAGGACUGUGAGGCAGAGGCUCGCCCCUGGGAGGGCAGGCACGUUCCAGGAAGAGCAGACGGUCCCUGUAUUCCAAGAACUCUGUGCGCUUCUUCAUGAACCUGCCCCGCUCCCACCAAACACGGCGAUGCCUCAGGCCACGUCUCCAGCUCCUCACCCCUCCUCCUGCAUGUAAGAACUAUCGGGAGCAUAGAGGGGCCGGUUCAUUUCCCACGCGACCCACGUCACCCAGGCGGAGUGUCCUCAGGAGUGGUGAGUGGCAGAUGGAGGUUGAGGGUCAUCAGGCCAUUGGGAUAUUUUGAAACUUGAAUAUUUUGUCUUGUACAGAGAUCAGGAACUUUUCCAAGUACCCUCAUCCCCAGAAACCUGUUCUUGCUGUCCCUCCCAGCAAGUGACCUGGCUUAGGGACUAGUCUCUUUGUCUGCUUUUGGUCCUUCGAGGGCCUGUGGUUCACCGUGCUGGUCACACAACUGCCCCCUCUCCAUGACCUUGAUCUCCAUGACCUUGACCUCCACCGAUGGGAACACAGAGCUGCUUGGGAGCAACAUCUGAGAAAUGCCAACUUGAAGACAAAGUUCAUCCCAUUCUGGGCAAGGCACGAGACAGAAAACGAAGUGGAAAAAGCACAGAUGUUCUUCAGCUCUUUCCUACACCCUUUCUUACUUUUCCUCUCCUCUGCUGCAGGCUGGAAGACAGGAAAAUGGUUGCCUACAGCACAGAUUUUUAAUAGAAAAAUCAAAAUGCCUAUUUUUCUUACUAAUUUUUUUUUUUAAUUUAUUCCUUGCUAAGGAAAUGGUCUCCUGAGGUUUUAAGAUGUUUCUGAUUGUGUCUUGAGAUGGGGCAGAGGGCCUGUGGCCAUUCUGCUGUGGAAUUGCAUGGGUGUACACACGCAGCACACAUCUUCGGGAACCCAUUCCCGCCCCCACCCCCCACCCCGCACCCCACAAGUGACAUGGCUCCGGGGAACCUGU
This is a messenger RNA of Condylura cristata (star-nosed mole), 3367 nucleotides long. It is a transcript of the gene PECAM1, whose product is annotated as platelet/endothelial cell adhesion molecule 1. Gene Ontology annotation, biological process: cell surface receptor signaling pathway. The transcript is spliced from 16 exons. Gene Ontology annotation, molecular function: transmembrane signaling receptor activity. The coding region runs from base 210 to 2399 and encodes 729 amino acids. NCBI's taxonomy places the organism in Eukaryota, Metazoa, Chordata, Mammalia, Eulipotyphla, Talpidae. The record is from RefSeq and is a predicted model, not a curated record.